AUGGAAGAACCUGAAGUACUUACAACAUGCAACAGUGGAAGAAGAAUACACAUCGACCCGAAUUACUCACCCGAAUUCGAGUUUUGGAUGAUCCGAAACCCUUCCUUUCCACAACCCGACUUACUCUCUGCUGAUGAACUCUUCUCUGAUGGAAUCCUUCUUCCUCUCCACAAUCUCCAAUGCCCCAUCUUUUAUGACCCACCUGACCCGAACCCUCCAUCAGACAAAACUGACUCCGUACCCGAAACCGAGAUUUCUGCAUGUGAAUCCACAUUAUCGAAGCGUUGGAAAGACAUUUUCAAGAAAAAUAACAGGAACAUACCCAGUAUAAUUUCACAAGUGAGGUCUGAGGAGAGAAGAGUGUAUGCAGACCUUAGCCUUACUUUAGAAGGCAGAGAGAUUGUUUCUGAUAGUCAGGAGAAGAAGAAGAAAGAGAAGAAAUGUGGGGCUGUUGCAGCAACAACAACAUACACAGUGAAAUUUCACAAAGCAAGAUCGGAGAAGGAUAGAAUGUACGCAGAUCUUGACCUUACCACUAUCUUGAAAGGUGGAGAGUCGAUAUCCGAGAAGAAGAAAGAGAAGAAAUGCGGAGCUGCUGGUAGAAGUAAUAUUAAUAGGGCGGAGCUGAAUAUCAACAUCUGGCCAUUUUCAAGAAGUAGAUCAGCCGGAAACAGCGGAAUUAGGUCACGAAUGGUGAGACGUAAGGGGAAUAGUGCACCGUGUUCCCGGAGUAACUCCGCCGGUGAGUCAAAGUCAACGAAAUGGCCAAGUAGUCCCAGCCGUACUAAUGGAGUUUAUUUGGGCCGGAAAACUAGAGUUAUGAAGUUGAAUGUACCGGUUUGCAUUGGUUACAGGCAACAGUCAGUUUGCAGAAGUGAUGAAAAUAGUGCUAUAAGUGGACAGAGUGGUGGUGAAGGGGUCCGUAGCAGUAAUUUACUUAAUAUUCGAAGCAUUUUUACCAAGAAAGUGCAUUAG
Lycium barbarum (goji berry) is the source of this 975-nucleotide messenger RNA. RefSeq lists its product as uncharacterized. NCBI's taxonomy places the organism in Eukaryota, Viridiplantae, Streptophyta, Magnoliopsida, Solanales, Solanaceae. The transcript has a single exon. The record is from RefSeq and is a predicted model, not a curated record. The coding region runs from base 1 to 975 and encodes 324 amino acids.